AUGCAUCGCUUUAAGGAGAAGUUCGAGCAAGGAAUAGAGAACCUCGAAGAGAAAUUCAAGGAACACAAUCUCAACGACGUGAAAGCCUCCGCGACACAUUUAAAACACAAAGUUGGCAAGUUCUACAACAUCGUCAACCCCAAUCACCGCCAUGAUGAGGCGCACGAACAAGCCACGGAUAAGAAACGGUCGGAAAUUGCCGAAUCCCAUCGGUUCCACUCAUUUGCGCCCGUUCACGAGAAUAACCGCGUGAAAUGGUACGUUGAUGCGCUGGAUUAUCUGUGGGCCGUCUCUGAGGCCCUGGAUAAAGCAACCGAGACCAUCUACAUUGCCGAUUGGUGGCUGUCGCCGGAAUUGUUCCUCCGGAGACCCCCUGUGCAGCAUAAGGAAUGGCGGUUAGACGAAAUUCUGAAGAGACGUGCGGAGGCGGGUGUGAAGAUCUACGUGAUCGUGUACAAAGAGGUCAACCAAGCUUUAACUUGUAAUUCGGCUCACACCAAACAUGCAUUGCAAAAUCUUUGCCCGGAGGGGACACCAGGACAUGGCAACAUUCGAGUCCUACGUCAUCCCGACCACAAUGUUUUUGAAAAUGGCGCUGAUAUGACACUCUACUGGGCGCACCAUGAGAAAUUCAUCGUCAUCGACUACGCGAUGGCAUUUAUUGGAGGUAUUGAUCUUUGCUUCGGUCGUUGGGAUGCGCACCAGCACCCACUUGCCGAUGUCCACCCAGCCGGUCUGAAGGAUGACAUUUUCCCUGGUCAGGAAUUCAACAAUAAUCGCAUCAUGGACUUCCAGAGCGUGCAGGACUGGCAAAAUAAUGAGCUGAACAAAACCGAGUACGGUCGCAUGCCGUGGCAUGAUGUCGCGAUGGGCUUGAUUGGCGAUUGUGUCUAUGAUAUUGCGGAACACUUUGUGCUGCGCUGGAACUUCAUCAAGCGUGACAAGUACAAGCGCGUUGAUACUGUGGAUUGGUUGUUGAUGGAGGGACGGGAGGGUGAGCAGGAGGAUAUCAUUGCUGUCCAGCGGCCUAAGUAUCCCGUUGGCGAGUAUAUUCAUCACCCUUUGACGCCGCUUUCGACCAAGCCUCGCGGUGAUCAGGGAACUGUGAGAGCGCAGAUUGUGCGCAGUAGUGAUGAUUGGAGCAGUGGUAUUUUGAACGAACAUAGUAUCCAGAAUGCGUAUUGCGAGAUCAUUCGCAAUGCGGAGCACUUUGUCUACAUUGAAAACCAGUUCUUCAUCACGGCGACCGGGGACAACCAGCACCCGAUUUACAACAAAAUUGGCGCUGCCAUUGUUGACGCGGCUGUGCGGGCUGGCAAGGAGGGCCGCAAAUUCCGCGUCAUUGUGGUGAUUCCUGCUAUCCCCGGAUUUGCGGGCGACCUUCGUGACUCUGCUGCGACCGGUACCAGAGCCAUCAUGGAUUACCAGUACAAGUCGAUCUGCCGAGGCGAGGACUCGAUCAUGGGACAAAUUGCUAAGGCGGGCGUGGACCCGAAAGAGCACAUCUUUGUCUUUGCUCUACGUGCUUAUGAUCGAAUCAACAAGACCCCAGCACUGGAGGAGCUUGAGAGCAAGGCCGGGGUGACGUACCAGGAUAUCCAGCGUGGUAUCGCCGAGUCUAUCAUGGGUGAGAGUGUGCACCCCUCCGUUGGUAAAGAGGGCGAUCACAACGAGAAGAGCUAUGAUGCCGAUGAGGCUCAGAGGCAAGAGACUAUGAAGAAGCUUGAAAGGUUUGAGCAGCAGGUUGAGCAGAACAAGGAAAAGCAGGGGGAUGCUAGCCGAGACUCGGUGGCCCACGUUACCAUGCUGAAUGGUGGCAAGAUGUCCGAUGAGGUGUGGGAAGGUGACCCAGAAGCCGAAAAGGCCAACAUCGUGCAGGAGGAGCUCUACGUGCACGGUAAGGUGUGCAUCGUCGACGACCGCAUCGUGAUCUGCGGUAGCGCCAAUAUCAAUGACCGAUCCCAACUCGGCUCCCACGACAGUGAACUCGCCAUCGUGAUGGAAGACCAAGACUUCAUCGACAGUGAAAUGAACGGCCAACCCUACCGAGCUGGUCGUCACGCUGCCACACUCCGCCGCCAACUCUGGCGCGAACACCUCGGUCUUCUCCCAGCACAAGACUACAACGCAGCGGAGGAACCGAAUGCCCAACCCCCUAACGUCUGUCUUAACUCCAUCCUUGAAGGUCCCGAGAACGACUUCGUCACCGACCCACUCGGUGAUGCGGUCUGGAAGACGUGGACCGACCAGGCUAGCGUCAACACGGAUACGUACCGGAUGCUGUUCCGGGCGGAUCCAGAUGACCACAUCAAGACAUUUGAGGAUUAUGAUAAAUUUUACCCGCGUGGAGUAAAGCAGGGGCACCUAUUUGAUCCAUAUAUGCCCAUCGCCGAGGUGCGUGAGAAGCUCGAUCGAAUCAAGGGACACCUGGUGUGGCUUCCAUUGGAGUUUUUGUGUGAUGCCGAGAUGGCGGAACCUGGAUUGGCAGUCAAUCAGAUUACAGAGAGUAUCUACACGUAG
Molecule: messenger RNA, 2520 nt
Organism: Penicillium odoratum
Lineage: Eukaryota; Fungi; Ascomycota; Eurotiomycetes; Eurotiales; Aspergillaceae
Gene: pldA
Exons: 8
Coding region: 1-2520 (839 amino acids)
Biological process (GO): cell motility; phosphatidic acid biosynthetic process; intracellular signal transduction
Molecular function (GO): D-type glycerophospholipase activity
Source: RefSeq, a predicted model, not a curated record